Molecule: messenger RNA, 837 nt
Organism: Notodromas monacha
Lineage: Eukaryota; Metazoa; Arthropoda; Ostracoda; Podocopida; Cyprididae
Source: the annotation of a GenBank genome assembly
AUGAAAAUUUCUUGGCACCACGAGCGCCAGCCGCACCACGACAACCUGAUACGCAGGGUCCGGACGAAGUUAGGGACGCUCCGGGACGAGUGCCUGCAGUACUUCCUGCUGAGGUACGUGGAACGCGGCUUCGUCGUCUACUCGGCCAUGCUCAGCCUCGGCGCCUGUCUCGGCACUCUCACGACGGCGGUCGACUGGACAGCCUUCGCAGUUGCCUGCGGCGUCGACGUGUCCACGCUCAUCUUCUGCCUCCUGUUUGCCUGCAGCGCCCUGUGUCUGGUCGUGACGCUGGCGGCGGCGCAGGAAGUGCCGCUGCGGUCCAAAGACCGAGAGAGGGAGCGGGAGCGGGCAGUGGACGUGGCGCGGCGUUGGGCGGUGAGCGGCGUGUGCGCCGUGUGUCGGAUACCGGUGAUGGUUGGUAGGGCGCUGAUGCACCGCGCCAGACGCGGCGGGGUGCUCGGGCUCGCGCUGUGCCUGCUUGCCGGCUUGCUCACAUUGCUUCUAGAGGUUGUUCGAUGGCCGUUCCAGUUUGUCAAGAUGUACCGCAGCAGUCCAGAAGCACUGAGGAGACUUUUCUUGGCUGACCUGGCUUCGUGGACAUGCCUCAUGGGUCACGGGAUUUUCUACACCGAUUUCGUGGCUCAAGCCAUUUAUAAAGGUGCGCCAGAUGCUGACGUGGGUUCCGAGGAGGCAUCCGGGUACGACGAAGGUGCUCGAAUGGGCUCGUGGGGUCUUUGUUUCUUCAGCAUCGUGGGUUUCAUGUAUUCCACAUUUGCCCAGGAAUGGAUUGUGGGGAAAGUCGGUGAAUUCACCUUAAUGUACCCCACGAACUGCUGA